UUCCGUGUUGUUAACAGGGUUUAGCUAGUCCACCGUGGAGUAUGAUGAGGCCCAGUUCAGCAAUCACAGAGUUUGGGGGAUAUUGAAGAGCCACAUGGAUCAUUGUUAGCCCAACACCCUGAAGCCUUCCUGAGCCGCAGUCAGACUUGUUUUAGAUCACACCCACAAGUCACAGCCGAUGGGCCAGCCGGUAACAGUUGGAAGCAGUUGUUAACAUCCUUUGGGUCUCUACGUGAAACAUCAGCCGGCAAUGGCCAGUCAUUUCCGUAGCUACAUCUGGGACCCGGUCCUCAUCGUGUGUCAGAUUGUGCUGAUGCAGUGCAUCUACUACAGCUUCUUGGGCCUGUGGUUGGCCGGAGUAGACAGCCUUGUGCAAAGUAGUCGGUCACUGGACCAGAUCUUCAGCUAUGAAGCCCUCGGUUUUGCAACCAUGCAAGGCAGGCUCUCAAUGAUGGCAUUCAUCUUGAAUUCUCUUACCUGCGCCCUCGGUCUGUGGUUCUUCAUCCGCCGAGGGAAACAGUGCCUGGACUUCACUGUCACCGUGCACUUCUUCCACAUGAUUGGCUGCUGGAUAUAUAACGCCCAUCUUCCGGCUGCCCUUUCCUGGUGGCUCGUGAACAUAGCCUGCAUGGCAUUGAUGGCUGUGAUUGGAGAGUACCUGUGCAUGCGGACUGAGCUCAGGGCAAUUCCAGUCAACAGUGGACCGAAAUCUAACCUGUGAAUUUUCUUUGGCGCCAAGCUGAAAGCUUGUGAAGAGUUAAUCCUUGAAGGACUCACUGAGGAGCCCCCCCCCCACUAUUGGAAAAGGAAAAGAACACGAAUCUCUGUCAGCACACAUGUUGGACUGUCAUUCAUUGUCUUUUCUCAUCAAGUGGUUCACCUGGAUGGACUGACCUAUUUAUUCAUAGUUGCACAUUAAAUAGUGGAGAGUGUGAACUCUGUAGCUCAAUAAGAUACUUGUUUUAAUGCUUUUGAAAGCACGUCAGUUUACAUCCCUCUCUAAAACUAAUUAUAGUCUAUAAAAAUGUAUUUUUUCUUAAUAGUUAUGUUUUUAUGUUCAAAUUCAGUGAUUCAGCUCCCCUUCUCUCAUUUUAAGAUUUAUUUUCUGAUUGUUGCAUUAUUGAAUUGGCAGACAAACACACAAAUUAAAAAGCUCUGUCCCAAAAGCACUUUAAAGAUGCCAGUGUGUAAAUUUCACUUCACAGGUUUGAUUGAUUUUUCUCACUUUUUAAAGUAAAAAUAUGGGAAAGAUGUGCUCAGUAUUGAAAAAAAGUACAGUGAUUAACAAAUUUAUUAGACCACCUACCAUGAAAAUAAGAAAACACAAAUGUUUUAGAAAUAUUUUAUAUUGAUUUUUAUUAGGCAAAUAAACCGAAUUCAUGUUUUUUGCCAAACUUACCCUGGACUUCUGUCAGAAAUGAAUCAAGCAUUACAAUCACUAAAACAGAUUUUUAUACUUUAGUAUUCAAAAUAUCAUUUUGAUUAAAGAGCUUGUGUAUACUGGUGGAUUAAUCAUUACAGAAAUGUAAAAAAGUAUUUUGGCAGUUAUCAUUACUGUUGAUUUAAUGCAGCUGUGGCAUAAACCUUACACUGGGUGGUGGCCUAAUACAUUUAUUAAGCACUGUAUGCU
Archocentrus centrarchus (flier cichlid) is the source of this 1630-nucleotide messenger RNA. It is a transcript of the gene sys1, whose product is annotated as SYS1 golgi trafficking protein. Gene Ontology annotation, biological process: Golgi to endosome transport; Golgi to plasma membrane protein transport; protein localization to Golgi apparatus. The transcript is spliced from 4 exons. Gene Ontology annotation, cellular component: Golgi membrane; trans-Golgi network. The coding region runs from base 251 to 721 and encodes 156 amino acids. The record is from RefSeq and is a predicted model, not a curated record. Lineage: Eukaryota; Metazoa; Chordata; Actinopteri; Cichliformes; Cichlidae.